AGUUACACUCCGUUCCUUCCUCAGAAUUUCAAGCCAUCAAUUGGCAGCUCAUAUCCAAAAGUUCUCAUUGUCCAAUGCUCAAAGUAACCUAUUUUAACCCGGCAUAAAACAAUCAUAAAUUUUUAUUUAGAAGAGAGAGAGAGAGAGAAAGGAAACAAGAGCCAAGAACACAACAACGCAAGGAAAGAACAGAGCCCAUGCCCAUCUCCCUCCCCCAUGUAGGCAAGCAGCAAGAAAGCACGCCACUUCCAAGGCCCGGCCCCUCCCUCCCUCCACCUCAUUCGCCCCAGUGAUCCAUCCUCCUCCUCCCAGAACUGCCGCCUGUCUCCUCCCUCCCUCCCUCCCCUCUGUCCUCGCCCUCGCGGCUUAAUCCCAAUUGGGUUGGGUUGGAGGAGCAACCCAAUUGGGGAUUAAUCAGAGGAAGGAAGGAAGGAAGGAAGGAAGGAAGGAAGGAAGGAGAGAUUGGCACUCACCUCACCGGGCCUUCUUGCUUCAUCUCCUCCUCUUCGAUUGGCCAAGGCGCAUCCACCCACAGCUGCCGCAGGAGUAGAAUCAUGAAGCUGAAGAACAGUUUUAGGGAGGCCGAUCCGAUCACCGUGCAGAGCGGCUAUGGCUUCAGGCCAAACCUACCAGCUGUUGUUCAUCAGACAAGAUGCAGAUGGAUCAUUGGAGAUGUGACCGAGGUGUUUGAUCAUAACACAUGGAAGCUUGGCAAAAUCGCAAAGAUCGUGAAGAACGAUUACUUUGUCAUCAGGCUCGCCGACUGCAUCCAGCUCAAAGAGUUCCACAUUUCUAGCAUGAGGGUUCCACUUGCACUUGAUACCCCCACAGCUCCACCUCCACCUCAUGGGAAGCAGUUUCCUGCAGCUGAUAACAAGGUGAUUCGAAGGGGCAAGCAGCUACCUGCGGAUGUGCUGAGAAGAUCAGGCAAGAAGAGGAGAUCGUCCGAAGUUCUUGAUUUUUCUCCUCGGCCAAGCCAGAGAAGGCUCUUCCAGGUGGCCAGGGAAGAGGCCGCCGCAGCGGAGUGCUCGGUGGCCAGCUGCAGCGCGGCGAACGACGACGCCGGCGUCGGCGUCAGCGUCAGCAGCGGCCGGCACGGGGGCUGCUGCUCCGUGGGGCGCGGCGACGCCCAGUCGCGCGUGGUGGCCGGCUCCCCGCGCGCGGCGUGGUCGUCGUCGGACUCGGAGGGCGCGCUGAGCGACGGCGGGCCGGCGGGGGUGGACGUGCACGAGCUGGAGCUGGAGGCGUACCGGUCGACGGUGCGCGCGCUGCACGCGUCGGGGCCGCUGACGUGGGAGCAGGAGUCGCUGCUCACCAACCUGCGCCUCUCCCUCAACAUCUCCAACGAGGAGCACCUCCUCCAGCUCCGCCGCCUGCUCUCCUCCUGAGCCCGAUCCUCGUCGCCGGCCACCGCUGGCUCGCCGACGGCUUACUCAUCAUCACUCAUCGAGGUGACUCCAGUCCAGUCGAGAGUCCAGACGGAGGAACACCGCAGGGUGCCGCGAAAUAAUGGAGGUCGAUGUGCCACGGAGCUCUCUGUUUUUUCGUUUCGGCAAAAGAGAAUUUUGUUUGUUCGCCUUGUGUCGUAGCCGAUGCGGCAGCAGCAGGUUGAGCGUCGUCGUAGAGAGAGCUCUGCAGCGUACGUCGUCGUCUUCCUCCAGUCCUCCAGUAGCAUUGGGCCAUUGGCUCUCCUGAAUUACUACGACUAGUGCUGGCCCUGCCUUCUCUAUCUAUGUAAAUGUAAAUCCAUCUACUCAACAGUUUUCAAGAUCAUCUGUCAACUCACUGAUCUGCUCCAAGAUUAUCAUUACUUCUUUACUUCAA
Hordeum vulgare subsp. vulgare (domesticated barley) is the source of this 1824-nucleotide messenger RNA. RefSeq lists its product as uncharacterized. The coding region runs from base 555 to 1388 and encodes 277 amino acids. Gene Ontology annotation, cellular component: nucleus. The transcript has 4 exons. The record is from RefSeq and is a predicted model, not a curated record. NCBI's taxonomy places the organism in Eukaryota, Viridiplantae, Streptophyta, Magnoliopsida, Poales, Poaceae. Gene Ontology annotation, biological process: defense response to fungus.